Messenger RNA from Erpetoichthys calabaricus (reedfish), 1277 nucleotides. RefSeq names its product stathmin-3-like. Lineage: Eukaryota; Metazoa; Chordata; Cladistia; Polypteriformes; Polypteridae. Gene Ontology annotation, molecular function: tubulin binding. The coding region runs from base 218 to 763 and encodes 181 amino acids. Gene Ontology annotation, cellular component: cytoplasm; neuron projection. The transcript is spliced from 6 exons. The record is from RefSeq and is a predicted model, not a curated record. Gene Ontology annotation, biological process: regulation of microtubule polymerization or depolymerization; neuron projection development; microtubule depolymerization.
CUGGGCGCGGCUCCUCACUAAAGCUCUUUGAAUAUUUAAUCAGGUCUGAAGCCGGACACAAGGAUUGCGCCGUUAAACACGGAGCAGCGAGGCAGCUGGACCUCUCAGCAUUGCAGCACUCGCAGCUAGACAGACAGACCCAGCCCCGCUCCGCCGGCUGCUUCGCAUUCUCUUCUGCUCUUUCAUCCGGCAGCAUCUCGCCCCACCUCUAACUAACAUGGCUAGCACCGUAUCAGCCUACAAGGAGAAAAUGAAGGAGAUGUCCAUGUUGUCUCUCAUCUGCUCCUGUUUCUACUCACAGCCACAUCCCAACAGCAUCUACCAGUAUGGAGAUAUGGAAGUGAAACCAAUUAACAAGCGGGCCUCUGGGCAGUCAUUUGAGGUGAUCCUAAAAGCCCCCAAUGACCUGUCCCCUGACCGCCCCCAUUCCCUCUGCUCUCCACCCAAAAAGAAGGACAUGUCCUUGGAUGAGGUCCAAAAGAGGCUGGAAGCCGCAGAGGAAAGGAGGAAGUCUCAGGAAGCUCAAGUGUUGAAGCAGUUGGCAGAGAAACGUGACCACGAAAGGGAUGUUUUGCACAAAGCUUUGGAAGAAAACAACAAUUUCAGCAGGAUGGCUGAGGAGAAGCUCAACUAUAAGAUGGAAAUCAACAAGGAAAACCGAGAGGCCCACUUAAAUGCUCUUAAGGAGCGGCUCCGUGAAAAGGAGAGGCAUGCAGUGGAGGUCCGCCGAAACAAGGAGAUUCAAGCAGAACUCUCUGGUUGAAGACAUUUUCUACAACUUUAACAAGAAAUUCAACAUCUGAAGAGUUUUGCCUAGAAAAAUGCAACUUUUUUAAACCUUUCUGUAUCAAAGCUCCUGCAUUGUUCUGCAUCUACAAUAUUAUUCUUUGUGCAAUAGGAAACAAUUUAUGAUUAGAAUAUAACUCCUAGUCCAUCCACGACUUACUACUCUGUCUUCUGCCUAUUCUGCCUCUUAAACCAUUAUUAAUUUAUCAAUUCAACCUUUAUGAUUGAUAACAGGUAAGGUUGUUUAGAUGUGCACCUCACUAACAGGAAUUCUAAUGUAAAGCUGGUAGCAGGAAGAGGCCACUUUCUAACAAAAAAUAAUUGUAAAUUGACGAGUCAGGAUUUUAAGAUUUGCACUGGGAUUUUGGGAAUCGAUGAUGGAUGAUAUUCCAUAGAUAUACAGACAGCACACAAAAUCACUGCAUUUGUGCUGAAUACAUCCCAGAGCCUCACCCCACAGGAAAGUAACUUGUGUUCUUAUUUCUAACCAC